UAACAAAAACAAUUUGGUGGUGUAGACGGUAUACAGUAUAUGUAUGAUCACCAUUCGUGGUGCAUAUAUAAUGAAAAGUGCAUCAUUGACACAGGACAACUGUAUAGAUGCCAAUGAAGAUACUUUGCCAACUUCGACGCUACACGAUGUUUCAAAGCAAAGCAACGGUACUAACAACAACAACCACAGCCUUUAUGGCAAUAGCGCCAAAACCCAAGACAUGCAGGCAGCCAAUGCAAAUGCCAAUUCUAAUCUGGUGCUACGCAAUGUAAACACUGACAUGGCCAAGAAUAUAAACCGCAAGACAGCACAUCAGUGGAAGCAUGCGGCAGCUGAGCGUGAGAGCAAAACGCAAAACGCGGAGCUGCGUAUGUCCACGAUUAUCAGACGCCUGCCAAACGAAAGCAAUGUCAGUGCGGCACUGGAGCUUUGCGGCAAGCUGGAAUUGUCGGUGCGCUUGCCCGUCAAUAUGGGCUAUCUGAGUCGCACCUUUGAUUCCAUACUCGAUGGCAUGCUGUUGGCACUGAAGACAUGCCCACCGCCUGUGCAGGAGAAGUGCAGCAAAAUACUUGGCCUCAUGGGCUAUAUAAAUCGCAUGGGUUUCAACAGCUACGAACAGUUCAUUAUGCAUAAUUACCGCAACAAUAAGCGAUUGCAAAAGUAUUUAAUCCUAGCGCUGCAGGAGACGCUUAGCUGUGAUACAAACUGCGAGCUGCACAUGCAUACGGAGAAGCUAAUGCGGCUGCUAAAGGAUCUGCUGGAGGGCGCUGAGAAUGCGGAGAAUUUCACGAGCAUAAGCACGUGCCUGGUGCAAUUUGCCAACAAUUAUCGUAACGUAUUCGAACGCCACUUUACGGAUGUGGUUGACAUUAUAAUAGGCUGGCAGCUGGAGCUGGCACAGCCACAAUCACUGCGCACGCACUGCUACCAUGUGCUGGAGAAACUGACGCCGUAUUUUGCCAAGAAGCUGGACUUUGGCUUUGGUUUGCUUACACAGUUUGUGGAGGAUAUAACAGCGCUGGAUCGAAGCGAGCGCUUGGGCGAACGCGUAGCCGCUUUUGUGGGCGCAUUUAAUUCGCUGUUCAAGUGCUUGAAUCGUUUGCACAUCAAUUGCGAGUCCAUAGUAGCCAUGGCGCUGAAUCAUCUGGUCGAGAUUAUGCCGCUGCUGCUGCAGCUCAAAGAUAUGCAGGAGCAGGACCACGAGGCGCUGCACAACAUCAACGAGCUGCUCUGCCUGUGUCUGCUGAACAACUAUGCGCUGCCUACGGCCAAUACACUGGGCCAGCUGCUGCCACUGCAGCUGGAACAGCUACAGCAAUUCUCCAAGCAAUUGCAGCGCAGCUGCUUGUAUUUGUUGUACGUCACGGUGCGCAAACUGCGCGCCAAGCUGCCCGCUGCACUGGUGCCGUACAUCUUUCAAGGGCCCGACAAGUCGCAGUCCAUGUGGCUGGCCGCGCUGAGGCUGCGCAGCACGGAGCCUGCGCACAAGCUGCUGUUGCGCACUUGCCAGGAAACGCUGCUCAUCAAGAAUGUGCCGCUGCUGCAACAAGCCUACAAGCAGUUGGUGCUCGAUGUUAACGAAUGCGUGGAGCAAUUGGCAGCGGAGGAGCAGCAGCAGCACGCUAGCUAUGAGGCCAGCUUGUUGCUCAUCUUUCACAUGUCCGCACUGUGCGCGCUGGCCAAACAAACGUCCUCCAUUAUAGGCAUGUAUGCCUGCAAACCGGCCAUACUGGAGCUGCUCAUAGGCAAUUGUCGAGCAGCGGAUUUGGCACUCUGGUCAGGACAUGCGGACACACACAAUGCCAUACUGCAGCUCCUGGUGCAGCACUGUCAGGCGAAUCACAACUUUCGCAACAACUCGAGUCUGCUGCGUGAACGUGACAGCAACUCACCGACGGCUCUGAGCUUUGCGCGCAUCCUGCAGUUUCUGGCGCAAUGUUUGCAGCAGGCGGCGCAGCUGGCAGCGCCCAAUCUGAAGCUGCUGCUCAACUGGACGCAGGGCCUGCUGCUGAGCUGUCAGCCCUGUGCGGCAGUGCUGCUGCAGCAGGCGGAUUUCCUCAGCAUUUGCAGCAGCAUUGCGGGCCAGACAGCGCAGCUGGCGCCGCUUGAAUGCGCCGGCUGCAUACAGCAAGUGUUGGACUUUGGCAGCGCUACGCUUGGCGAGGAUUUGCUGCUGCUGUAUCACAAGACGGCGCUGGAGCAGGCACAGCAGCUGAAUGCGCGCGUUCAACUGACCUAUGGCAAACUUUAUGCGCAGCUGCCGCUGCACUUGAGCAUUAUACGCAGCAUGCCGCAGUUGCGUCUGCAUGGACGACUGAGUGCGUUGAAUCAAAGCUGCACAGUGCAGGAAAAUACAUUUCGCGACUUCUUCGAGCAGCUGCAGGCGCCGGAGCAGCGCGCCUUCAACGACUGUCUGCCUGGACUGUAUCAGCGCAUAAGUGCACAGCUGCCGGCAGCGGAGCGUGAGCAGCGUAGUCAGCUGCUGGCCAGCGCGUGGCUGCAAUUUGAGGCCGCACGCUUUUGCGUUAACCAGAAGCUGCGCACGCCACUGGGCAAGCCACAGGAGACAUUUCUGGCAUUCGAGGCCAUCAUUAUGCGCUAUGCGCGCUGGCUCAGCGGCUGCGCCAAGUCGCCGGAGUGCGAGGCACUCAAUGAGCUGUCGCUGCAGCAGCUGUGCAACAUACGAAGCAAUCUGAGCGUGCUGCUGGGAUUUCUCGAUGCGCUGGAGAAGCUCAUCUACAAUGCCGCCGAGGGCAGCGCAUUUGCGCUGCGUGUGCCGGACAAGCCCGUGGCGGCUUUCUUUCGCCUCAACAAUCCCACCUGCCAGUCGUGGUUCAAUCGCAUACGCAUGCACGUCAUCGUCAUUGCCAUGCACUGCCAGCAGCCAGAGCUGGUCAUACGCUAUGCCCAGCAAAUACUGUUGACGCAAAAGCUGCAGGAGAGCUGCUGCAGUCAGGCUUUGGUUUAUUUGGCUUGGGCCUAUGUUUGCUGCAGUGAGGCGGACUCGCUGCGUGGGCUGCUGGAGUGGCCGCGUGUAAAGAACGACAAGUGCUAUCAGUGGCUGCAAUAUGCAGCGGAGCAGGCAGCAGGACGUCGCGAGCAAGCAGCAGCGGGCUAUAAAAUGCUGCUGGAUAAGGAAAAGUCAAAGGAUAGGGAAAGUGAGGAGCAGCAGCUGCUGGAGCCACAAACGCGACAAUUUGUGGUGGCUAUGCUGGUGGAGUGUUUGCAAAGCACUGGACAAUGGCAGCAGCUGCUGCAGCUAAAGCGAGAGGAGCAAGCCAAUGGCGGAGGCGGCUACAAUGCAUUUCUGCAGCAGCAAAGCGGCGAGCUGAAUGCACUGGAGCAGCUGCUGAGCCAGCGGGAGCAGCAGCAGCAGCCGCAGUUAAGCGCACAGCUGCUGCAACUAACGCAAUGGCCGGAGCCAGCUGGUCAAGCAAGUUUCUCCAACUGCUAUGCGCGUGAGCAGCUGGACAAGCGGCUGCUGCAACAGCUGCAAGCGCCAACAGCAGCAGCAGCGUCAAGCACACAGCAACUGCUGCAUGCCAACUGGCAGGAGAGCUUGUUGCAGGCGAGCUGCAGUCAGCAGCUGUGGCAGCAGCUAAUGCUGCUCAAGUAUAUAGCGCAGCAUGUGCAACAGCCAAGGACAGCACAGCUCGAGCUGCUGCCGCUGAGCAGCAGCAAUCGGUUUGAGCUAAGCAGCGCGCUGCUAAUGCGCUGCCUCAACUGGACGCAGCUGCUGCAGUCGACGCACUGCAGCAAUGAAACGCUUAUGCAGCUUUAUUUGGACACAGCAGCAAUGGCGCGCGAGGAGGGCAACCAGCAGACCAGUCAGUCCAUGCUGCAGCUGUACUUUGGCCAGUCGCUGCCGCAGCUAACGCAACAGCUGCUGAGCCAGCAGCUGCAGCCCAAAGCGCUGCAUGCCUAUGGCGAGCUGGCCAAGUGUUUGCAUGCGCAGCAGCUGCAAUGCCUGGAGCUGAGCUCUAUAAAUGUGUGCGCUGCGCUUUGCCUGAGCUGGCAGCAGCAGCCAGCAGCAGCGGCGGAUGUGAACAUAAGCGCUGAUCUGCUGUUAAUGCUGUCGGAGUGGAUAAGUGCGCGCAGCAACAGCGGACUGGGCACCAAGUUGUCGCCCAUGCUGCAGCAGCUGCUGGAGCAGCUGCCUGCGUGUCCGCUCACCAGCAGCGAUACGCAGCCCAUUAACUUGGCGCAUGGCGAGCGACUUGUGCUGCGUCUAAUCAACGCCAGCAUGCAGCAGCGGCCGCAUAACGAGGCUGCGCUGCUAGCCUAUGGCAAUUGGUGCUAUCGCUGGGGCAAAAAGAUUGUGGACAGCGGCUGUGUGUUGAGUGCGACAGCAGUGCAGAGCAUAGAGCGCAAACUUAAGCUGUCGCUGACGGAGGAGCAGCUGCAGCAGCUGCAGCAGGCGCUUAGCUUGGACAGCAGCCAGUGCGAGGGCGAGGGCGUUGCCGUUGAAAGCGAUGCGCACUGCGAGCAGCGACUGCGUGCGCUGUCGUGGCUGCAGCAGCAGCCCACGUGCCUGCUGGAGUGCAUAGUGCAGCUGGGACGGCAGGCGAAUGCGCAUAGCUUUGACUACUACAGACAAGCGGCGCGCGCUUACUUUCAAUAUCUAAGCUUAAAGUCGAGCGAGAGCAGCGAACUGGCGCACAGCAAUUUGGUAACCACAACGCUGCGGCUGCUGCGUCUCAUAGUGAAGCAUGCGGGUGGCUUGCAGGAGGUGCUGCAGCAGGGACUGCAAACGACGCCCAUUGGCCCGUGGAAGGUCAUAAUACCGCAGCUGUUUAGCCGGCUCAAUCAUCAUGAGCCGUAUGUGCGGCAAAGUGUGCGCGCGCUGCUUUGCCGCCUGGCGCAGCGUUAUCCGCAGCUGGUUACAUUUCCAGCUGUGGUGGGCGCCAAUCGUGAGCUGCAGGCGCUGCCUGUGGGCGCCACCGAAGCGGAGAGCAACAGCUACGCUUGCCUGCUGCAGGAUCUGAGCAAGCAGGCGCCUGAGCUGGUGCAGCAUGUGCAGCUGCUGGUGAAGGAGCUGCGACGCGUUUGCUUGCUCUGGGAUGAGUACUGGCUGCACGCCAUGGCGCAGAUCUACAAUGGGUACGCCGCACGCGUCGCCAUGCUCAGCAGCGAGUUUGCGCCCAGCAAUUUGCUGGGCAAGCAGCAGCGCUUCGACAGCUGGCGGCCACAAAUACUCAAGGAUUUGCUUGCGGUGAAUGCGUUUACAUCGCGCGCGCCCGAAACGAGCUAUGAGCGCAACUUUAAGCGGCGCUUCGACAGCUGCAUACAGCAAACGCUGCACGCGAUGCAAUCAUCAGCAUAUCCCGCUUGCUGGGAGCAGCUCAAGCAGCUCUACAAUGUGCUGCAGCACAAUUUGAUGCGCGGCAGCAGCAACACGCUGCGCACUCAGGGCAUUAGUCCUGUGCUCUGUGAACUGAAGCACAUGCGCAUUAGCAUGCCCGGACUGGAUGCGUCGGGCGCGGCGCAGCCUGUGCUCAUCGAGCGCGUCGAUAAUCUGGUGUGCAUACUGCUGACCAAGACGAAGCCCAAGAAAAUUGCGUUCUAUGGCAGCAAUGGACAGCGCUAUACGUUUCUGUUCAAGGGCCUCGAGGAUUUGCAUUUGGAUGAGCGCAUUAUGCAGUUUCUGGCCAUAUCGAAUGCCAUAAUGGCCAACAAGGAGGAUGCACGCGCAGCGGGCCAGCUGAGCAUCGAUUAUCGUGCGCAUCACUAUUCGGUCAUACCGCUGGGACCGCAAUCCGGACUCAUUAGCUGGGUGGACGGACUAACGCCGCUGUUUGCGCUCUACAAGAAAUGGCAGCAGCGCCAGCCGCAGAGCACAGCGCCCGCUGCAGCGCGUCGCCUCACCGAUCUCUACUACAACAAGCUGUCGCCGCUGCUGGCCAAGCACAAUCUGCAUGUGAGCGAUCCGCGUCGCCAGUGGCCGCUCGCCGCGCUGCGCCAAGUGCUAAGCGAACUCACGCACGAAACGCCCGGCGAGCUGCUCACGCGCGAGCUCUGGCUGCAGGCCACCAAUGCGGCCGAGUGGCGUCACUCGGUGCGUUGCUACACCAUGUGCAUGUCCGUCAUGUCGGUGAUUGGCUAUGUCAUCGGUCUGGGCGAUCGGCAUCUGGACAACAUGCUCAUCAAUCUCAGCAGCGGCCACAUCAUGCACAUCGACUACAACGUUUGCUUCGAAAAGGGACGCACCUUGCGCAUUCCGGAGCGCGUGCCGUUCCGGCUGACGCAGAAUUUGAUCAACGCUUUUGGCAUUACGGGCAUCGAGGGCGCCUUUCGUUAUGGCUGCGAAUAUGUAUUGAAGGUAAUGCGCAAGGAGCGCGAAACGCUGCUCACCUUGCUGGAAGCCUUCGUCUAUGAUCCGCUGGUGGAUUGGACUGUCAACGAUGAGACGGCGGCCAUGCGGCGUGCCAUACAAGCGAAGCCGACGCCAGCAGUAGCAGAGGUAAGCAGCGAGCUCAAGUGCAGCAACAGCAGCAAAAAGGAUAAAGCCAAGUGCAAGCUGCAGGAUUGGGACAGCAAGCGGCGUCAUUUGCUGGGCAAGCUGAAGCAGUGCCAAAAGUACUGGAACAAAUACAAAACGGAUAUAUUGGCGCAGUUGACAGCAAUGCUAAUGGAAAUAAAGCAGCUGCAGUCAAUGCAGGAGCAGCGCGGCGGCAAGGAGCAGCAGCUGGUGGAGCUGAAUCAGCGCAGCGCGUUAAUAGCGGAAAUUAAGACGCUGGGCACGGCAAUGGAGAGCCAUAGCUUCAAUAGCGCGUCCAAGCGUUUCGCCACCAAGCAGCAGCAUGCGCAGGCAUUGGCUGAGCUCGCAGUGCAGAGCGCUGCGGACUACGAAGUGGUGCGUGCCACACUGAACAACUACCAUAGGGCAGUGGAGCAGCAGCAGCUGGCGCAGUUCAAUGCCAGCCUGCUGCAGUUCAAGCUCGAGGGCAGCAGCAGCUGGCACAAUGAGUAUUUGGCGCUGCGCGAUGUGCUGCAGCUGCAUUUGGCCGCGGCCACGCUGGAGAGCUAUGAGAGCACGCGCAGCCAAAUCGAUGAGCAGCUGGCGCAGCUGCACAAUCUGGGACUGCAGGCGGUGGAGCAGCUGCUGCAAUAUGCCGCCAUCAUGUGCUACUAUCCGCAGCAGCGUCAGCAGCAGCAGAACAUUUACAUGCAGUUCAGUGAGUGCUACACGCAACAAGUGGCAACACCCAGUGCGACUAUCGUCACUGGCGAGCAGGCGCGCGCUACUGCCAGCUGCCUGCAGUCCGUGUGGCUGCAGCUCAACUGCCAGUUGCAUCAACUGACGCAGCAAUUUGCCAACGAUCAGCUGCUGACGCAAACGCAAACCCCUGCGGCUUCACUGCUCGCUGGGCUGCAGCAAAGCGGCUGCACGCAGGCGCAGCUGCAUACAGCGCUGGCGCGCAGCUUGGACGCCAGCACCAGCGUCCUGAGCAGCUAUGAGCUGGCCGCAGUGCAGGACGCAAAGCUAACGCAGCUGCAGCUGCGCCACAUUCAACUGGUGCACAGCAUGUGCCAAGGACUGCUGCAGUCACAACUGCCGGAGCAGUCGCAGCAAACGCUCAGCCAGCUGCAGGCGCCACUUGCGGCGCUGCUGCAGCUGCAGCAUUGCUUCGAGCACGAGCUGCCCGCCAGCAUGUUUCGUUUGCUUGCCAACUGGGAGCAGCUGCAGGAGCUGCUCAAGCUGGAUGCAGCUGCGCUUGGCGAGCUGUUUGCCACAGCUGCAGCAGCAGCCAAGACACCCACGCAGCUCACAUUGUUGCAACAAUUUAUGCUCAGCUUGCAACCGGCGCGCACACAGUUCGAUGCGCUGGCCAAGGCAUUGGAGCAGCUUGCGCGCAGCAUUAAAUUGUCCAUGGAUGAGACGCAGCAGGCGCGCAGUCAGCCAUGUCAGGACUUGGGCAUACUGAAGUACAGCAGCGCGGAGCUGAGCGAUGCAAUGUUCUUUGGACUGGUGCGGCAGACGCUGCGCGCUGCACGCAGCUGCGAUGUGCGGCUGAUGGCGCGUCCGGUGCAGAGCUUUGUGCAGCGCAUGCAGCAGAAGUAUUUGGUGGGCGUGGUGCCGUGCGUGGCGUAUGCAUUCUAUAGCAGCAGCAGCAGCAGCAGCCAGCAGUUGGAGCUCAGCUCCAGCGAGUGUCCGGCGGAGAUUUAUCAAAUGACUGCGGCGCUAAUGGCGGCACUGCAAUCGGAUGCAAUGCUGCAGCAGCAGCAAUGCGAUAUAGCGCUGCUGAAUCAACAGAUUGAGCUGCUCACACUGGUGGCCACAGCGCAUUAUUGGGCGCAUGAGGAGGCGCUGACGCUGGAGGGUGGCGGCGAAUUGAAUUGUGCACACAUUUUAAGCAGGCAAAAGGUAUGCGAAGCUAUAGGCGAGAGCUGGCAGCUGUUGGAGCAGGGCGUGCAGCGCUUGGAGCACUUGCAGUGCUUGCUGGCAACACAGCUGGAGCAGCUGCAGCAGCAGCGCAGCAAUUGGAAUCGCAAUCAUAUCGACAGCAUGUUGCGCAACGAGCAAACGCAGCAUGAGCUGGCCAACAAGCAGCUGGAGCUGAUAGGGGAGCUAAGCAAAUGCGCCAGCGCUGUUUGUUGUGUGGAGCAAGCGGGCAGCGUGGCGGCGGAGGAGCAGCUGCGGCGCAGCAUGCAGCACUGGCUGCAGCUUUAUAAACAAUGCCAAACCAGCAGCGCCAAGAUAAGCGCCGUCGAAGAGGCGCUAGUGCAAAUGCUGAAUCCGGAGGGCAAUGUGAACAGCUGCUGGCUGGAGAAUAUGCAUGGACUGCUCGAGGAUUACACAUGCAAAUUGCAGCGCGAGCUGGCCGAAGUUGAAGUUGCGCAGCAGCAAAGCCACGAUGCGCUGCUUGUGCAGCUGAAGGAAACGCAAAAGCUGCUGGAGCAUAUGCCACGCAUUUAUAUGCGCAACAUUUUGCCCGAAACGGAGCUGGAGGCGGAGAGUGAGAAGCUAAUGCCGCUGGAUAUACAACUGCUGGCCGGACAUUUGCGUGAUGCGCAGCGCACAUUAAUGAAUUUCUUCCAGGGCUUGCUGGAGCUGCGCAAGGACAUGCUAAGCUGUGAGCGCUGCGAUUUAUUAACCAGCCAGGGCUUGGCCAGCUGGCAGCAGCAGCUGCUCGAGCUGCGUCACACCUGCGACUACAAUGUGGAUGAGUUCUUCAAGAGCAUUGAGCAGUUUCUGCAGCAUGCAGCCGACGGCGAGGCCAUCGCCUAUGAAACAUUUACGCACACCAAAGGUGCCGUUGUCAAUUUGCAUGAGCAGAAGCGCAACGCUUAUGGCGUUAGUGUGUGGAAGAAAAUACGCAUGAAACUGGAGGGACGUGAUCCGGAUUGCAAUCAACGCACCACUGUAGCCGAGCAGGUCGACUACAUUAUAGGCGAGGCCAUCAAUCCGGACAAUCUGGCUGUGCUCUACGAGGGCUGGACACCGUGGGUCUAAGUAGCUCCCAGAGCCAUGUACAAUGGCAAUUGCGACUAUAGCAGCAGCACACACACACACACAGCGUAUGAAAAGAAAGUGAAAGUGAGAAGAGAGCGAGAGCGAGAGCGAGCACGAGUUAGAGCAAGAAAGCAAGCAAACAUUUAAGGCAACAUUAAGUUGGCUGACAACAAGUCUCGAGUUCGAGUCCGAUUCCGAGUCUUGGUUGCCCCACUUGUGCCACUUGCUGCUUUCUGCUUUCGUAUGCGGUGUAUAACGAAAUCAAGCAGUACCUUCUACGGGUUGCAUGUUGCACAUGUUGCAGCUACAAUGUUGCAGCUGCACGCCUGCUUGGUUUUUAGAUUAGCAGCGCCGCUAGCAUUGGCUCAAUUUGUUUCAUUUCGUUUUAUCUUUUUAAACUUUAUUGUUUGAUUAAGUUUUAGUUGCUAAUUUGUAAGCCACCUCUGUAUACUGGGAAAUAUGUAAUUACUAUUAUAACAACAAUAACUAUUGGGUUACUUGCAAAAUAAAAGUUGGU
Messenger RNA from Drosophila busckii, 9971 nucleotides. RefSeq names its product serine/threonine-protein kinase Smg1 (gene nonC). The record is from RefSeq and is a predicted model, not a curated record. Gene Ontology annotation, molecular function: protein serine/threonine kinase activity; protein binding. Gene Ontology annotation, cellular component: nucleus; TORC1 complex; TORC2 complex. NCBI's taxonomy places the organism in Eukaryota, Metazoa, Arthropoda, Insecta, Diptera, Drosophilidae. The coding region runs from base 44 to 9454 and encodes 3136 amino acids. The transcript is spliced from 8 exons. Gene Ontology annotation, biological process: TOR signaling; nuclear-transcribed mRNA catabolic process, nonsense-mediated decay; phosphorylation.